Molecule: messenger RNA, 3593 nt
Organism: Gadus macrocephalus (Pacific cod)
Lineage: Eukaryota; Metazoa; Chordata; Actinopteri; Gadiformes; Gadidae
Gene: naglu
Product: N-acetylglucosaminidase, alpha
Exons: 6
Coding region: 98-2362 (754 amino acids)
Source: RefSeq, a predicted model, not a curated record
AAAUCACCUCAGCGAACCAACUCUUCCUUAUUGCCUGCAAAUGGAACACAACUUCUAAUCCAGACGCAGGCUCUCGCUCGGGUGGACGAGGUUCAAAAUGCAUCCUAGAAAAGACCGCAGUGUUGCGCUGUGUGUUGGCAUAGGCUUCAUGUGUUUUAUCCUCACAGCGCACUGCAGAUUCCCAACUCUGGAUCAUCUGCAGCCACAGGCGAGCGAGAAGACCCAAGCCAGAGCAGUGAUCCAGCUUCUGAAGCGACUGCUGGGGGACAGAUCCACUGAGUUUAUCAUUUCCGUCAACCGGAGCAUGUCCAAAGACAGUCUGGAUGUGUGUGAGCUCCGGUCGACCAGAAACAAUCAGAUAGUAGCCACUGGGAGUACUGGGGUGGCCGUGGCUUCUGGUCUUUAUAACUACCUGAAGUACUUCUGCAACUGCCAUGUGUCCUGGUCUGGAGACCAGCUGGACCUCCCUCGUCCUUUGCCCCAAGUCACCGGGGUCCUUCGGAUAAACACCAAGCACAGGUUCCGGUACUACCAGAACGUGUGCACCGUCAGCUACUCCUCGGUGUGGUGGGACUGGCCCCGCUGGGAGCGUGAGAUCGACUGGAUGGCUCUGAACGGGAUCAACCUCCCACUGGCCUUCACCGGCCAGGAGGCACUCUGGCAGGAGGUGUACCGGUCGCUUGGUUUGAACCAGACAGAGAUCGAAGAGUUCUUCUCUGGCCCGGCGUUCCUGGCCUGGAACCGCAUGGGUAACAUGUUUGAGUUUGGAGGGCCGUUACCCCAGUCUUGGCAUGUGAAUAAACUUAACCUCCAGUUUAAAAUAUUGGAGCGAAUGCGGUCUUUCGGAAUGAUACCGGUCCUUCCAGCAUUCUCAGGGAAUAUUCCAAAAGGAAUUCUCAGGUUGCAUCCCAGCGCCAACGUGACCCGGCUGGGACCCUGGGCUCACUUUAACUGCAGCUUCUCCUGCGCCUACAUCCUAGACCCACGUGACCCCCUGUUCCUCCAGAUCGGCUCCAUGUACCUGUCCCAGGUGGUGAAGCAGUUCGGGACGGACCACGUCUACAACACGGACACCUUCAAUGAGAUGACGCCGCCCUCCGCGGACCCCGAGUAUCUGUCGGCGGUCAGUCGCUCCGUCUUUGCCUCCAUGACUGCGGUUGAUCCCCAGGCCAUCUGGUUGAUGCAGGGCUGGCUGUUCUUCAGCAGCGCCUCCUUCUGGAGGCCCCCCCAGAUCAAGGCCCUUCUCCACGGCGUGCCCAUCGGACGCAUGAUCGUGCUGGACCUGUUCGCCGAGACGGAGCCCAUCUUCUCCUACACAGAGUCCUUCUACGGGCAGCCCUUCAUCUGGUGCAUGCUGCACAACUUCGGCGGGAACAGCGGCUUCUUCGGCCAGGUGGAGAGCAUCAACUCGGGGCCCUUCCAGGCUCUGUCCUUCCCCAACUCCUCCCUGGUGGGCCUGGGCAUCGCGCCCGAGGGCAUCGAACAGAACCCGGUCAUCUACGAGCUGAUGAGCGAGCUGGCCUGGCGCAAGGAGCCGGUGAACCUGUCCAAGUGGGUGUCCCUGUACGCCAUGCGGCGCUACGGCAGCACGCAGGAGAGCCUGGGCGCGGCCUGGCGGCUGCUGUUCUUCAGCGUGUACAACUGCACCGUUCCCCACUACAGGAACCACAACCACAGCCCGCUGGUCCGCCGGCCGUCGCUGAAGAUGAACACGGAGAUCUGGUACAACCGGUCCGACCUGUUCGACGCCUGGAAGCUGCUGGUCGAGGCCGCGCCGCCACUGAUGUCCAAGGGGACCUUUCGGCACGACCUGGUGGACAUAACGCGGGAGGCCCUGCAGGUGCUGACCUCGGCGUACUACUUGGAGAUCGCCGAGUCCUUCCGCAACCAGAAGCUCCCGGAGCUGCUGACGGCGGGCGGAGUGCUGGUCCACGACCUCCUCCCCGAGCUCGACCGCCUGCUGUCCAGCGACGGGAACUUCCUGCUGGGGCCGUGGCUGGAGCAGGCCCAGGCUCUGGCGCUGGGCGAGAAGGAGGCCCGGCUGUAUGACAUGAACGCCCGCAACCAGAUCACGCUUUGGGGGCCCAGCGGGGAGAUCGUGGAUUACGCCAGCAAGGAGUGGGGCGGUCUGAUGGAGGAUUACUACGCCCAGCGCUGGGGCCUGUUCGUCAACACGCUGGUGGACUGUCUGCACACCGGACGGCCAUUCAAGCAGGAGGCCUUCAACCAGGAGGCGUUUAAGGUGGAGCAGGGCUUUGUGUACAACGGCAGGAAGUAUCCCUCGGAACCCACCGGAGACACUUACGAGAUCGCACGCAGGAUCUUCCUCAAGUACUAUCCACAGGCCAUGAAGAGGUUAUAGCGGGGGACACCGCAACAUGUACAGCACCAAGAAUGUCUCCCACUUCCUAAUUCAUUAAACGAUUUUAAGUGUUUUUAUUUUUUUAACUGAAAGUCCUUACUUUUUUUUGGUACUGGCCGAUACCAAGUAGGACACAUGAGUACUUAUAGUAGUUGUCUCCAAUGAUAAGACGCUGUCAUAAUCCAACGUUAACUACUACAGACAAGGGUUGUUCGUCAAGGACGCUGUAUUGUAAAAGUACCAUUUUUUUUUUUUUAUAUUUCCCUGCCAUCAUUUAGGGAAAUAACCAGUUGUUUGAAGUACAGUUGGUCACUGCCGUCUGCCAUGGUUAGCAUUAGCAAUACUCCUUGUACUAUACGUCAUAACACAUUACAGGAUGUUUCAUCAAGCUGCUGUUAUUGAAAGAAAUAGUUGUCAAUUUUAUUAUCUUAAAUUGAGCACAAUAUUGAUUCGUUUUUUAGGGGAUAUAAAGGUUUGUUUCACCCUAGAUUAACAAAUGGUUAGCCUCAUAGCAUAAUUGCCUGAGUCAUAUUUUUGCCUAAUUGCCUCAUUGGCAAUUAGAUAAGAUGAACCUUAGAACAGGAUUCAGUCAAUUAUUCUAUGAGGCUAAUGAAAUGUCACGUAACAGUUGAGAUGAGGACACUCAGGUCAAUCUCCCUCUCUGAACCCAUAGUGCAGCUACAACAAUUUGUUAUUCUACCUCAAUGAUUAAACAAAAUCACUGUGACCCAGUAACUGAGAAUAUUUCCAUUUUGGGUCUUAACACACCUAAUUUCUAAAUUUUUCUUAUGUUUUCACUUCCUAGUCAUUCCAAACAACAUUUCAAAACGUUUUUCUCUCUCUUCCUACCCCAUCAACCUCACCAACGGUUUAAUCAUUUAACCGUUCAACCAGUCAAAUGUAAUUAUGAGACGCUUGGCCUUUUCUAUUUUGUUUGUGAAAUGCAUUCGCUUUGAAAAACAAGUCGGUAUUGCAGAUUUAUUUUUUCAUUUCUUCAUUGAGCAAAACUCAUCUGUGCUAUUUAAUUUUUUCAUACUUUAGAUUACAACAUAAAAUAAGACUUUAUAUGAUGAAAUCCCACAUUUAAAAACUGCUGUUUGUGGGACACCUCAGGAAGUUUGUAAAUCCGUGUCAAUCAUUUCCUUGUGAACCAGUUCUUGUUUGUAAUGUCUUUUCAUACUGUCGGCUCCUUGAAGGAGCAUUAAUUAAAGCGUGCCUUUUGUUAAACUGA